This is a messenger RNA of Lucilia cuprina (Australian sheep blowfly), 1766 nucleotides long. RefSeq names its product hsp90 co-chaperone Cdc37 (gene Cdc37). Gene Ontology annotation, cellular component: cytoplasm. Bases 189 to 1301 code for a protein of 370 amino acids. Lineage: Eukaryota; Metazoa; Arthropoda; Insecta; Diptera; Calliphoridae. The record is from RefSeq and is a predicted model, not a curated record. The transcript has 3 exons. Gene Ontology annotation, molecular function: protein kinase binding; protein-folding chaperone binding; heat shock protein binding. Gene Ontology annotation, biological process: protein folding; protein stabilization.
GUUGGCGCAGGUUUCUGAAAGAAGAUUCUGGCAAGAAAGUAUAAUUCUAGUAAAAUUUGCAAACUUUUUAAGCGUAUAAAACUGAAAUCACAAAGUAUAUACCCUGUGCUGAAAUAGUAGCAUAUUUAACACAAAAGCAACAAAUUAAUAAAGUAAAUACUCUUUAUAUAUUUAUAAAUUGGAGAAAAAUGGUAGACUACAGCAAAUGGAAAAACAUUGAGAUAUCUGACGAUGAAGAUGAUACUCAUCCAAACAUCGACACACCUUCACUUUUCCGUUGGCGUCAUCAGGCACGUGUUGAACGUAUGGCAGAACUGGAACGGGAAAAAGAGGAUCUAAAAAAGCAAAAGCAAUCUUGGCAGGCUAGAUUAAUUGAUUGUAAAAAGCGCAUACAAAGUAAAGGUGAUGAUGAGGAACUAAAGAAAGAAUUGGAAAAAUUAGAGAAAGAAGGUAAAGAUUUCGACCGUAAAGAAGAGGAGUUGAUUAAGAAAGAAAAGAAAAUGCCAUGGAACGUCGAUACUAUUAGCAAGCCAGGGUUCGCAAAAACUGUGCUAAAUAAACAGCCGGCUAGGAAACCAGACGAAAACCUUACCGAAGAGGAAAAGGAAGUCCGGAUGAAAAAAUUUGUCAAGGAAAAUGAAAAGUUAUGCAAGCAAUAUGGCAUGUUGCGUAAAUACGAUGAUUCAAAACGGUUUCUCCAGGAACACCUCGAUUUGGUUUGCGAGGAGACUGCUAACUAUUUGGUAAUAUGGUCCAUCAACUUGGAGAUGGAGGAAAAACAUGAGCUAAUGGCUCAUGUGGCCCAUCAGUGUAUUUGUAUGCAGUAUAUUUUAGAGUUGGCCAAACAGUUAGAUAUUGAUCCUCGGGCCUGUGUAGGAUCAUUCUUUUCAAAAAUUCAAAACUGUGUACCCGAAUAUCGCCAGCAGUUUGAAAGUGAAAUUGAUGGAUUUAAAGAACGUAUUAAGAAGAGGGCUCAGGAAAAGAUUAAAGAAGCAAUUGCAGAAGCGGAAGAAGAAGAGCGCAGGGAACGUCUCGGUCCCGGUGGUCUAGAUCCUGCCGAAGUUUUCGAAUCACUACCAGAUGAAUUAAAAAAAUGCUUUGAAAGUCGUGAUACUGAACUAUUGCAAACUACUAUUGCCGCGAUGCCAGUAGAAGAAGCAAAAUACCACAUGAAACGAUGUGUAGAUUCGGGUUUAUGGGUACCAAAUGCUGCCGAUUUAAAAGAAGAAGAAGAAUCGACACCGAAAUCUAAAGAAACAGAACCGAUAUAUACUGGAGUCAGUUCCGACGAUUUAGACUGAUUGUUAUGAACAAACAUUAGGGGGGCCUUAUUUGAGAGAAAAAGUGAAAAUCGGUAAAUUUGCAGCAGUAACAAAACAGUCCGUGAAAUAUAAAUCAUUCUGGCAGAAAUAUAUACAAAUCCAACACUUCUAUCGAAAAAUGUUUAUUAUAUAUUUCUUAUCCUAGACUUAUUACAGUAACUUGUUUUCAUUUCGAAUUUAGUUAUGGAAAUUAAGAGCUAGUUCCUCUAAAUGCGAACUAACAAGAAUUUUCUAGUUUUAUUUUGAAAACAAAUUCGAAAAAUUUUUGUUAUUUUCAAUAUAAAAUGAGAAUAUCAUGUUCGUUCGCAUUUAGAGAAACAGGCGAUUAGUCAUUUUUAAGUAUUCCUUGUUUUGAAUAUAUUAUAGUACAUAUGUGUAAUUCAAAUAUUAAAUCGUUGUGUAUGUAAAUAAAAUUUAAGAAAAAAAUUAACAAAAAACCAUUAA